Helobdella robusta is the source of this 1125-nucleotide messenger RNA. RefSeq lists its product as hypothetical. Bases 1 to 1125 code for a protein of 374 amino acids. Lineage: Eukaryota; Metazoa; Annelida; Clitellata; Rhynchobdellida; Glossiphoniidae. Gene Ontology annotation, cellular component: cytosol; nucleus. The transcript is spliced from 10 exons. Gene Ontology annotation, biological process: negative regulation of DNA-templated transcription. The record is from RefSeq and is a predicted model, not a curated record.
AUGUUUAAUAAAAGACAUUUAAUUUUUUAUUUAUUCAAGUUUUUCCCCUUAAUUUUAGGUGGUGCUGGAGGGAAAGGGGUUUGGGGUAAGCUGGGGUCAGAAAUAGAUGAGACCGGUGAUUGUAGGGACGUGAAUGAUCCUAACUAUGACUCCGAUACUCAGGGUGAUUACAAGCUAGUGGCCAUAGAGCCAAUUCUGAAUGAUGAAGAGUUGGAAAAGGCAGUGAAACCCAUAUUACAGGAGUACCUUGAACAUGGCAACACAAUUGAAGAAUCACUGUACGACCUAAACAUAGGCGGUACCAAUGGACACAAGAUAGUGAAGAUGGCGAUUCAGCUUGGCCUCGACCGCCACAAUAACCAAAGAGAGUUAAUCUCCCAGCUAAUUUCUGACUUGUACAACAAUGUCCUCAGUGGGGUCGACAUUUCGUCUGGCUUCGAUGAUUUGCUAAACUCCAUUGAUGAUCUGAGGCUGGAUACCCCGGACGCUCCUAAUCUGCUGGGGCAGUUCAUAGCCCGAUGCAUCGCGGACGACUGCCUGGCUCCUAAGUUCAUCACCAACUAUAAAGGGAAAGUGGAGAAUAAGUAUUUCAAGGAAGCCCUUGACAAAGCCAACGUUCUAAUCACCAUGAAGCAAGGUAUGGCUCAUUUGGACAAUAUUUGGGGGGUUGGUGGCGGCAAUAGACCCGUCAAGUACCUCACCAAUAAGAUGGUGGCCCUGCUGAAAGAGUACUUAAGUUCUGAAGACAAGCAGGAAGCGAUGAGGUGCAUCAUCGAGCUGGAGGUGCCACACUUCCAUCACGAAGUCGUCUAUCAGGCCUGCGACAUUGCAAUUGAGAACUCUACUGAGCCUGUCAUCAAUCAAAUGGUUUCUCUCAUCAAGUUUCUCACUGUUGAUACUGUCGUUAUCACUCUUGAUCAGUUUGAGAAGGGAAUCAAGAGAAUAUGCGAUGACAUUCAUGACAUUAGCCUUGACGUUCCGAAUGCCGCGUUUCUAUUGGAUCAGAUGUGCGUCAAACUGAGAGAGGUCCGAGUCAUUGGAGACGGACUGUUUCAAGAACUCAGCAACAAAGGGCGCAAGAGAUUUGUUUCAGAGGGUGAUGGUGGUCUAAUGAAGCCCCUGUGA